AUGAGGCCGGUGAGAGAAGCCACCGCGGCGCUGAUGGGCGUCGGCGGCGGUGAUCAGGCGACAGCCGCGGCGGCGGGACACAUCGGCCACGCCCACGCGCACCCGGGGCUGUGGAGGACGCCGACGCCUUACCUCUUCCUCGGCUUCGCGCUCAUGAUGGGGCUCAUGGCGGUCGCGCUGCUCAUCCUCCUCUGCACGCGCCCCAAGCCGUCCGGCUCGUCUCGGCGCGCUAGCGCCUCGGAGGAAGAGUCGGCGCGGGGGGCGACCAUGGCGCCACUCGACCGCGAGCCCAAGGUCAUCGUCAUCAUGCCCGGCGACCACAUGCCGUCCUUCAUCGCCAGCGCGAGGCCCUUCGCCUUCGCGAGAGCAAUGGACGCCGGCGAGCCAAGCAACGCCGACGCGGUGUAG
Molecule: messenger RNA, 408 nt
Organism: Lolium rigidum
Lineage: Eukaryota; Viridiplantae; Streptophyta; Magnoliopsida; Poales; Poaceae
Product: protein GLUTAMINE DUMPER 6-like
Exons: 1
Coding region: 1-408 (135 amino acids)
Biological process (GO): regulation of amino acid export
Source: RefSeq, a predicted model, not a curated record